Messenger RNA from Anoplophora glabripennis (Asian longhorned beetle), 7647 nucleotides. It is a transcript of the gene DNApol-zeta, whose product is annotated as DNA polymerase zeta catalytic subunit. Gene Ontology annotation, cellular component: zeta DNA polymerase complex; nucleus. The record is from RefSeq and is a predicted model, not a curated record. Lineage: Eukaryota; Metazoa; Arthropoda; Insecta; Coleoptera; Cerambycidae. Gene Ontology annotation, molecular function: DNA binding; DNA-directed DNA polymerase activity; nucleotide binding. Bases 8 to 7303 code for a protein of 2431 amino acids. Gene Ontology annotation, biological process: error-prone translesion synthesis; double-strand break repair via homologous recombination. The transcript is spliced from 13 exons.
AUUAAUCAUGAAUACCUAUCCCAUAAGAAUAAUUAUUCUUGAUUCCUACAUGUCUACACCAACACAAGGAUUAGAUGUGAUGUACUCAGAAUUUAGAGGGUCUGCUAUUAAUCAAGUUCCAAUUAUAAGAUUAUUUGGUUCCACUGAAACUGGUGAAAAAAUUUGUCUUCAUAUUCAUGGCGUUUUUCCUUAUCUGUACAUACCUUAUGAUGGAACUGAAGAUGUUAACAGUUUAAUGUAUAAAAUGGCAAUAACCAUUGAUAAAGCUAUAAAUAUUUCUCUAAAUCAGGGUUCUUCGAAUGCACAGCAUAUUUAUAAAAUAUCCCUUGUAUCAGGAAUACCAAUGUAUGGAUAUCACAAUAAAAAGCACCAGUUUUUUAAAAUUCACCUUUACAAUCCAUUAUUAAUUAGAAGAGUAAGUGAUCUUUUAAUGAAUGAAACAACAUUGGGUAAAAUUUACCAACCUCAUGAAACACAUCUACCAUUUGUGUUACAGUUUAUGAUUGAUUAUAAUCUUCAUGGUAUGAGUAACUUGUUAUUAUCUGAAAUGAAAUAUAGGACAGAUCCAAAUAUGAUGAGUUCUAAUAUAAGUUCUGAACUAAUGUUACCAGCAACAGUAAAAAAAAUGUCAGUUUGUGAGAUUGAAGCUGAUGCAUUAGCUGAACACAUAUUAAAUCGAUUGGAGGUGGCUUCGGGGAACAUAGGAGUAAACCCUGGAAUAGCAGCCUUGUGGGCAGAUGAAAUGCAAAGACGCAGGAACAAAGGAGAAACAUCCCAAAUAGAACAUUUGUUGGAAUUGAAAAAUACUAACUUGGAACCAACAAAGUCUCAUAUAGUAUUUAAACAAGCUUUACUAGAAAGAUUAGCCAUUAUCUCUACAGAUAAGAAUGUAACUAAUCAAAAUUUAAGUAUGUCUGUAUAUCCUGUCGAAACUCCUGAAAAUUUGGAUAUAAAAAAUGCGUCAAUGAUAGAUUCACAGACUCCAUCAGAUUUAGAAUUAAGUUUAAAUGAAACGUUAAUUUCUCCAGAUGUAAAUGAUACUAGUAUAUCUGGCGAGCUAGAUGUAACUAUGGAUGAAGAGGCACAAGCUUUACUAAAUAUUUUGCAAAACCUAGAGGCUAAAGCUAAAGAAGACAUGGAAGAAGACAGUAUUUUAUCACAGGUUGUUAAAGAAAGUUAUGAAGAUAAGGAAUUUGAUUUAAGUAUGCCAUUGGAAUCUGUCACGACUCCAAGAAAAAUUAUUCUAGAAAAAGAAGACAGUGAUGAUGAUUUGUGUAAUACUACUUUAAUUCCACAGCUAGAUGGAGAAUGUGAUAAUGAAAUUGAGGUAAAAUUAGAGAAUUACGACGAACUGUUUGUUUUUAAUAAUGUAUGUGAUAGAAGAAUAACAAGAUCCUUCAAAAAGUCCCUUGACGAUGAAUCCAAAUAUAUCAAAAAGGAACAAAAACUAGUAAAAAAGGCUCUUUACGUUCAAUUAAUAAGAAUAGAUGCUGUUAAGAAAGGCAGGAAUAUGCCCCUUUUAUCUGACCAUUUUGACUUUGAGUCAAAUGCAGAUUUUCCCUUCACAACCAUUAAUAAUCAUGUCAAACUUGAGUAUGCUAAUGAAGUCAAACGCGAAGAUGCUUACCAAGUCAAAGUUGAGAAUGUUGAAGAAGAUAAUACUCCUGCUGAAGAUAUUGCCGAAGAAAGUAAAUCUGACGUGGUAAAAGAAAUAUUAAAAAUGCGGCAGAAAAGAAAGUAUGUACGAAAAUGGAAAACAAAAACAACAAAGAAGACGCUAGCUCAGAUAAAGAGCUGGGAAUAUCAAAUUAAAAGAGCUAGAGUAAGGUAUCAACUUGUCAGGAUGAUGAAAAAGAUUCAUGACAAAGAACAUAAAAUUUGUAUAAUGUUAUCAGAAAAUUGGAACCCCAUAUUUAGAGUUAUUCCUGGGAACAACUAUCGAAAAUCUAUAUCACAAAGCACAAUGGGGGCAAGUGAAGAUACCAAAAUUAAUAUUAUUUCUGACAUUAUGUUGAAAACAAAAAACUAUAUUGACCCAAAUUUACACUUAACUCUUCAGUAUCCCACAAAGGAAACAUUUCUGUAUGUUUAUAAUAAAAAUGUAUAUCCAGAAGUAACCGAGGUUACAGAGAAAUUCGCUAGAAUUGAAAAUGAAGAGAUCCUCAAAAAGUUUAUAAAAAUCGAAUUUAGUAAAAUAACAGAUGAUAAUAAUAAUAAUAAAACCGAUUUUAAACAGGAAAUAAAGAAAGAGUUAGACCUGGAAGAGACUACUCAGAUAAAUAAAGAUGGUACAAACGGAGUCAAUAAUUCAGUAGAAAUUUUGGGAAAUAAUGAUGAUGCAUUUUCAAAUAAUUUAUAUGUUUUAUUAAAAAAUAGUAAUAAUUAUAUGGAAGAUAACAUUUCUACAGAAAACAAUACAGUGAGAAAUUGCCAAAAUCUUGUAAUUAAAGAUAUAACGCCUCAAGUUGAUAAACAGCUGAAUCAAAUAUAUUUCUCACGAGAAAUAAUAGAUGCUGAUAAUGACAAACAUUUUUACAUAUUUUCUUCCAAAUACUUAACGAGUGUUGAUGAUGAAAAUUUAAUUAACGAAAUUAAAAGUCAGUCACUGAUUCAGAUAGUAGAAACUAUAAAAUUGAUCAAAAAGGAAUUGGACAAACACAUUUCACAACUUAAACAACCCAUUUAUAACAAAUACAAUACAUCAACAAAAGAUGGUUGUGACAAGUUUAAGGAAGGAAGUAGCAUAAAUAAUUCAGGUAGUAAACAAGCAGAAGAUAUUAAAGAUACCCAUGUGAAACCUGAAAAAGAAUUAAAAAAUAAAAAACUCAAAAAGAUAUAUGUACAUAGAAAUUCAAAUGAAAAUAAAUCAAACCCAGAAUGUGAAGAAAAUAUUGUCAAAAAUUUAUGCAAAUCGCUUUAUAUUAGUAGCGACAUCAAUAGAAAUUUUAAGAAAAAAAAUGUGAAUACUAACUCAAAGUUGAAAAAGUGUGUUUUUUUGGAUGGAACAGUAGACUCCAGUUCUUCUUCCGAAGACGAAAUUGGUACACUGAAACACAAGAAACCUUUAAUAAAAAAGGAAUCUACAUCAAAUUUAUUUCGGUAUUCCGCUUUACCCAUCACAUUUUGCAGCUCCCCAGGUCCGAAGAGUCAGGAUUAUCCUUCUGACAAACAUCUGGUAUCACAAAACACAAAAAAAAACUGCGAAACGGCAGAGACUUCAAUAAACAAAGGUAACACUCAACCAACAGUCUGUGAUAACGCUAAACGUAGGUUAAAUUUUGCUAACACUUCCUUACAAACAACAUUCAUUGAAGAAAAAUUAGUAUGCAGCUAUUCUCCUUUCAAAAAACAGCAAAGUUUAACGUGGGAAUUAAAACUUGACAAAACCUUGAAGUCUCAUCAUCUUGAGGUUCCAGAGGAAACUUCUAAAUGCAUCGAUAAAGAUCUCAUUAGCAGUGAAAAUGAUAACGAAAGUAAAUCAAACAUUAUAUCUAUCAUUAAAAAUGCAGAUGAGGAUAUAAAUAUUAAAAAUACAUUUGCACAUAGUGAAAAUUCUAAUAACUCUGGAAACGAAUCAAGCACCACUUUAGUCGACAAGGAGUGUAUUUCUAAUUCUAGCCAUAGCGAAGUUUUUUCAGACUGUGAUAGUGACGAAGAAGGAGAUAGAUCGUUCUUCAGGUCCCCUCAAAUUGCCAAUAAACUAAAUUUGUUGUUAACCACUGCAGAAAAAUAUGACAAAGAUACUAAUUACAAUGCAAGAGAAGGGACUUCUAAAGUAUUGACUCCUCAUUCAAAUAUUAGCAGCCAAAAAAGUUCAGAAGAAAUUACUCAUUCUUCUGGUAGUUCAAGUUUUGGAUUAUUGACACCUUAUCAACACAUAGCUGAAGAAGUUUGCCAUUUAGAUACAAUACUUGAAGAUGAUUCUAGUAAAAAAAAUGUUUGUAAGAAUAAUGAAAAUGAAUUGUUGGACAGUGAUCGUUUAAUAUCAGCGGUAGAUGUUAAUAAACGUGAUAAUUCUUCCAUAAUUUUAAAUCCCAUUAAAAAGGCACCUACAAGAGAUGAAAUCAGUAAAUCUUUAGAUAAAUAUAAAAUUCCUUUCGUUAAAGAAAAUGUACCUUUCUGUAGCAACACUGAUGAUGUUACGGGAAGUGUAGAAGUUGGUUAUAAUGUCUUAAAAAUUAUCAGUAAGACAAGUGCACAUAUGCCAGAAUUUGAAUCACAGAUGGAUGGUAUCAAUAAUUUUAGAAAACUUACGAUGAAUAGUAUGUCUUCUACCCUAGAAUGGAAGAAAUCAAACAUAAAUAAUUUAGCAUUAAGUUUUUGCAAGGACAGGCAUUGUAUUAUAGAACCACUUAAAAGACCGCCGUCAUUAACAACAGUAAAGAACUGGAUUCGCGAGAAAUCAAAAAAAGUUGUUACUCCAGAAAAGAAAACUGAGAAAAUUAAAGUUUUUAUUCCGUUAAGUCCUGGAAAUAAUGGCGACGAUGAUGACAUUAACAUGUCUUUAACAAUUUCUCCUUGCACUCCUGUUAAUUCUCAAAGUAUUAAUAGUCAAACUGUAAUAUCUAGUCAAACUCCAAAAUCUUCUAAAACAUCAAGUGACUCAUGUCAAACCCUAGAUGUUCAAAAUAGAAAAAGAAAGAGAGAAACCAAACAAAAAUUAUCUCAAUCAUUGAGUUUAAGGAAAUCCUUGUUAGUUUCUCAAGAUAAAUCAAAUUCAAAUAACUCGUGUCAAAUCACGGGUGUUAGUCCAAACAACACAUAUGCUUUCGAUCACUCAACAGAAAAUUUGCAAGCAGCACGAGCUGUGAUUGAACAUCAACUUUUAACAUUACUUGUCAUGGAGCUUCACAUUCGAACAAGAGGUGAAUAUAAACCUAAUCCAGAAUAUGACUCAAUACGUGCAAUAUUUUACACAGUUUUAAAUGAUGUGCCUGCAAACCAUCCUAAAGCUCCAAAAUGUAAAGGUGUUAUUGCAAUAAAUUCUGUACCUCUUAGUCCAAGUGGUCUCAAAAUACCCAUCUUAGAUGGAGCUAGUGUAAAUUGUAAUGUAACUUAUGUGGACUCGGAAGAAAAUUUACUAAAAGAAUUUUUGAAACUUAUAGAAUAUUGGGAUCCUGAUAUAUUUGCAGGUUACGAAAUUCAAAUGCUUUCUUGGGGAUACCUUAUCGAUAGAGCCAGCAUACUAGGAAUUAAUUUGAAACCUCUGCUCAGUAGAAUUAAAGAAGAUAAGAAGUAUAAAGAUGAAGGAGGCCAAAGUGAGUUGCAGAUAACUGGAAGAAUAGUACUGGAUGUCUGGCGAUUGAUGAGACAUGAAAUAGCUUUACAGAGUUACACAUUUGAGUCUGUUAUUUACCAUAUCUUGCAUAAAAGGGUUCCCCAGUACUCUUUUAAGGAUUUAUCCUUUUGGUGGGAUCAUAGGACCACACUGUAUAGGCAUCGUACAGUACAUUAUUAUUUAUUUAGAGUAGAAAUGGUACUGGAAUUGUUUAAUAAAUUAGAUAUAAUUGGACGUACAAGUGAAUUGGCAAGACUGUUUGGAAUACAGUUUUAUGAAGUAUUAUCUAGAGGGUCCCAAUUCAGAGUUGAAUCCAUGAUGUUGCGUUUAGCCAAACCUUUAAAUUUUAUACCAGUCUCUCCCUCCGUUCAACAGAGAGCGUUUAUGAAAGCACCCGAGUAUAUUCCACUUAUACUGGAACCAGAAUCUAAACUAUAUAAUGAUCCCGUUAUAGUAUUAGACUUCCAAAGUUUAUAUCCUUCAAUAAUCAUAGCUUACAAUUACUGUUUCACAACUUGCUUAGGCAAAGUGGAAUGUCUAGGAAAAAAUACUUCCUUUCAGUAUGGAGCAACUCAGUUAAAGGUGUCAAGAAAGCUUUUAGGAAAAUUACUCAAAAGGGAUCUUUUAAACUUUUCCCCGUGUGGUGUGGGUUUUGUUAAAAAGGAAGUACGAGAUGGAAUUCUUCCCAGAAUGCUGAGAGAGAUUCUUGAUACUCGUUUAAUGGUUAAAAAUUCAAUGAAGGAAAAUAAGGAAGAUCAAUUAUUACAAAGGGUUCUUCACAAUCGUCAGUUGGGUCUCAAAUUAAUAGCUAAUGUUACAUAUGGUUAUACCGCAGCAAAUUUCAGUGGAAGAAUGCCGUCAGUAGAAGUCGGAGACAGUGUUGUAAGCAAAGGAAGAGAGACCCUUCAGCGAGCAAUAGAAAUGGUUGAUGGGACUCCUGAGUGGGGUGCCAGAGUUGUGUAUGGGGAUACUGACUCAUUAUUUGUAUUGGUGCCUGGGAAAAGUAGACAGCAUGCUUUCGAGGUUGGUAAAAAGAUUGCACAGGCUGUUACGAAAGCUAAUCCUGACCCAAUAAAGCUCAAAUUAGAAAAAGUGUACCAACCAUGUAUCUUGCAAACAAAAAAACGAUACGUCGGAUAUAUGUAUGAAAGCCCUGAACAAAAAGAUCCUGUAUAUGAUGCAAAAGGUAUUGAAACUGUUAGAAGAGAUGGAUGUCCAGCUGUUAGUAAGAUGUUGGAAAAAUGUCUGAAAUUGCUCUUCGAAACUAAAGAUAUCAGUUUAGUCAAAAAAUAUGUGUUACGUCAAUUUAACAAAAUAGUCGCUGGUCGAGCAAGUAUACAGGACUUAACAUUUGCCAAAGAGUAUAGGGGAGCUUCAGGAUAUCGUCCAGGUGCUUGCGUGCCUUCUUUGGAAUUAGCAAGAAAAUGGACAGCAGUGGACAAACGAAAUGAACCAAGAAGGGGCGAACGUGUACCAUAUAUUAUAGUAAACGGGCCACCAGGUUUGCCACUUAUCCGAUUAGUCAGAAGUCCUAGAGAUUUACUUAACGAUCCAUCUCUGAGACCUAAUGCCCUUUAUUACAUUACUAAGGUUAUCAUUCCUCCCAUUAACAGAUGUUUUAAUUUAAUCGGUGCUGAUCUCAAUGUAUGGUUUAACCAAAUGCCCCGAAAGCAGAUUCAGUCUAUUCCAAAUUCUGUCUCACCGGGAAAAAAGAGUACCAUUUCGCAAUAUUUUUCAACCAUUAGUUGCGUUGUCUGUGGAGAACAAACUCAAACCGGUAUCUGUGAUAUAUGUCUUAACAAACCACAAAUCACCACUAUUACGUUAGUGGAAAAACUGAGAAAUUGGGAAAGAGAUAAUUACAAUUGCAACCUGAUAUGCCAUUCUUGCACAGGGGCACAAACUGAAAUUAAAUGUGUUUCUCUUGAUUGUCCUGUUUUAUAUAGAAGAGUUCAAACGGGUCGUGAUGUGCAACAAGUUCCCUGUGUACGUGAAUUAAUGUGUUCGAAUGAACUUUUAUUUUAAAAUUUAAAUUCUUAGUUUAUUUGUAUUAGAUUUUAAUAGCACAAUUAUGUUUUUACAUUAAGUAUAUAAAAGUGAUUUAGACAAGAUGAGAUUUUGAUAUUACGUAAUUUUAAUUAAUUGUCAUGUUUUUAAAAAUUGUCUCAUUCUUUAUAUAUUUUGUGGGUAAAGGAAUUAAAGAUUGUGAUGUCAAAAUUAAAAUAUUGGUAUCUUACCUAUGGAUGCUUUUUUGAUACAAAAUUUUUAUGUGAUUUUAAAAUUUUAUUUUUUUUAGAGAAAAAAUAUAUUAAGUUCUUAACAGAUGCUGUGUGAAGUUAUUGGAGUAUUGUUUGUAUUUUUACUAAAAU